Messenger RNA from Caretta caretta (loggerhead turtle), 3635 nucleotides. RefSeq names its product adaptor related protein complex 4 subunit mu 1 (gene AP4M1). Gene Ontology annotation, biological process: vesicle-mediated transport; intracellular protein transport. NCBI's taxonomy places the organism in Eukaryota, Metazoa, Chordata, Testudines, Cheloniidae. The record is from RefSeq and is a predicted model, not a curated record. Gene Ontology annotation, cellular component: clathrin adaptor complex.
AGACCCGCCUCCUGCCACGUGCCCGCCCCGGGCCAACCAGUGCCCGGCACGUGACCCGCCCAGCCCGCCAAUCGCAGCUCGGGCAGAGCGUCGUGCGGAGGCCCCGCCCACGCGUCGCCGUCACGUGACAGCGCAGCGGCCCGCGCCGGACCCAGGCUCUGUGAUGUUGUCUCAGAUUUUCAUUCUCUCCUCCAAGGGAGACAGACUCGUCCACAAGGACUUCCGUGGCGAGGCCAGCGGGGGCAGCACGGAUCUGGUGGACACUUUCUAUAGGAAGAUCACAGCCCUGCCCAGGGACCAGGCCCCCGUCUUCAUGGCGCACGAGGGGCUGCACUUCGUCCACGUGCGUCACGCCGGCCUCUACUUCGUGGCCACGACGGGGCACGACGUUUCCCCUUUCACCAUCAUCGAGUUCCUGAACCGGCUGGUGACGCUGGUCCGCGAUUACUGUGGCUCCCUCAGCGAGAAAACCGUCAGCCUCAACUUCGCUCUCAUCUACGAGCUGCUGGACGAGAUGCUGGACUACGGCUACGUGCAGACCACGGCGCCGGAUGUGCUGUGCAACUUCAUCCAGACAGAGCCUGUGCACAGCAAGGGCUUCAGCCUGCUGGCCCUGGGCAGCGUCGGCCUGUUUGGAGCAGAGACGCAGCAAAGCAAAGUGGCUCCGAGCUCGGCCGCCAGCCGCCCUGUGCUGCCCCCCCACGGGGACCAGGGCGCGAGGAACGAGGUGUUUCUGGACGUGGUGGAGAGGCUGACGGUCAUCAUCGCGGCCAACGGCACCCCCAUGAAGGCUGACAUCCAGGGAGAAAUCCGCCUCAAGAGCUACUUGCCCAGCUGCCCCGAGCUGCGCAUCGGGCUGACGGAGGAGUUCUGUGUGGGGAAGUUGGAGCUGCGAGGCUACGGCACCGCCGUCCGCGCCGACCAAUGCGCCUUCCACAGCUCCGUGAAGCUGGACGAGUUUGAGAGCAGCCGCAUCCUGAAGGUCAAUCCCAGCCAGGGGGAGCUCCCACUGAUGCAGUACCAGCUGUCAGACGACAUCCCCUCGGCCCUGCCCUUCCAGCUCUUCCCCACCCUGGAGCGGGACCCCACGGGCAGGCUCCGUGUUUACCUCAAGCUCCGCUGUGACCUGGCGCCCAAAAGCCAGGCCCUGAACGUGCGAGUCCAGCUGCCGGUGCCGAAGGGGGUCGUCAGCCUGUCCCAGGAGCUGAGCAGCCCCGAGCAGACCGUGGAGCUGCAGCCCACCCUCAAGGCCAUUCGCUGGGUGAUCCCGCGCGUCCAGGGGGGCUCCCAGCUCUCCGCCCUCUUCAAGCUGGAGGUCCCAGGACUGAGCAGCUCCUCGCUGCUGGAAGUGGGGCCGGCGAACAUGUCCUUCGAGCUGCCCAUGCACACCUGCUCUGGCUUGCAGAUCCGCUUCCUGCGUUUCACGGCCCCCCCAGCUGGGCUGCCCCACCGCUGGGUGCGCUACGUGACCCACAGCGACUCCUACGUCAUCCGCCUCUGAGCCCAGCCUACCGCUGGCUGCGCUACGUGACCCACAGCGACUCCUCCGUCAUCCACCUCUGAGCGCAGCCCCACCGCUGAGUGUGCUAGGUCAUCCUCAGCAACGGCUCUCUCAUCCACCUCCCUGGCCUGCAUCCCCUGCCCCACGGCAUUGUGCAGUAACUCCUAGGGCGUCCCCUCGGCGCUGCGCUCUUCCAGGCUAGUCACCUCCCCGCACACAGGACUCUGGCAAUAAACAACUUUAUUCAUGAGUAGAACUAACCCCCUAACAUCUGGAACAGCAGCCCGGUCAGGGCACCGACAGAGCCUGGCCGAGACCCAUCGACCCAGACUCCCCAGGGUGCUCACCCCCACUGGGAGGCCGGUCCUGGAGCCGGGCCACAGAGAAAGGACCUGGUGUGUAAUUCCCUGAGAGAGGCCCCGUUCCCGGACGGGUGGUCUCCUGCCUGCUCCAGCCACAUCAGGGAUCCUGCGGGGAAGAGAUUCCCAGUAAGACUUGGCUCCCCCCACUGCAACACAGCAGGUGCCCCCUCUCCCCCGGCUCUCACACUUCCGUGCGCUCACCUCGAUGCCGAGGAUGGUGGAGUCGAAGAGGUCCCGGAGCUGCUCACCCUGGGAGCUGUGCGAGCGGAUCAGCGGCUGGAGAGGCAAACGCCAGUACCUUAGUGCCCUCUGUGCCCCCCAGCCCAGCCCCUCCUGCCGCCAGCAAGCCAGCCAGAGUCCUGGCUGCAAGGUAGAGAGAGCCCCAGGGGAAGGGGCUGUGGGGAGCCAGGCCCCGGACGCCCCGCUGGACGCAGCUCAUGUUAGGGUCAUCCCCAGCCAGGCUGUGUGGAAGGGGCCUGCCCCAGUCAGGCCGGGGCUCACAGGCCCUCAACACAUCACCAAUAGCCCUUCCCGCCAGGGCUCCCCUCACCAUGUCCAGUCCCUGGGGAUCCUCCUCAUCACUGCUCUCCUCCUGGAUCACCAUCUCCUCCUCCUCCUCCAUCAGGCUGAGCCUAGGGGACACAGGGCAGGGUCAAGGGGGCUCUGGUCCAGAGAGGGAGAGCCGCCCCCCAGGACAGCGACUACUCCUCACCGGUCCAUCCUGCUGCCCAGCCCAGGUCUCAAGGCGCUCCGGGGGACCAGGAGCUGCUGCCAGCCGGGGGAUUCUCGGGAGCGCUGGGAGCUGAACCAGGGCUGGCUGCAAGGGACAGGAAGGCAGCAGGGUCAGAGCAGGUUAAUCUGUCCCCCAUCCCCGCUGGCUCUGCCCUGCCCCCCAUGGGUCUCACCUCUGCACGAAGUCCGACUCGGACCCCUCCUCCUCCUGCAGCUGCGCUGGGCUGCCCGGCUGGCGCCCCCUUUUCAGCACCGUUGAUGUGAGCAUCGGGGUCUCCAGGCGGCUGCUCAGCUGGAGGCUGGAAUGCCCUCGCUGAGACGAGUCUGGAACAGGAGAGAGACAGAUGCCAGGUGAUCCAGUCCUGGCCCCGGAGUCACCCCACUGUUCCCCCCGCUCUGCUGGUGCCCCCCAAUCCUGACCCACAUCCCCUGCUAUCCCAGCCUUGGGCUCUCCACCCCCCCACUCGGUCUGCCAGUGCACCUCAAUCCUGACCCGCAGCCCCCCACUGUGGUGCCAGCAGACCAACGUGCCCAUGUCUCAGUCAAACACUGACAGCUACACAGCUGGAAGCUGUCCGGCUCACCUGUGCGUUAGUACUGGUGAAACUGGUAUUAGAAUGGUAAGAAUAUGUUUAGACUAUGCUUGUGAGCGGCUGCCUGUAUUAAUCUCACAUGUACCAUCCAUGUCCCACGUUGCAUGGUAGCAUUUGGGCCUGUGACUGUAAACCACCAGACAGGAGAGAGACAUUAACUAGCGCUAGGGGCUGGGACGGUGCAACUGGAACUUCCCUAGGGACUGUCAGCAAGAGGACACGAGACUUCUACUGUUCUGCACUCUUCCCCAGGAAGGAGAGUCAUGCAAGCGGACUCCCAGCAGGUGAGCUUGCAGCUCAGAACAUGGCCGGAGGGGAAUAAAGCCCCUGACAAGAAGGAACUGAUUACGCUGGAGGCGAAGAGUGUGAUUGUAGACAUGACUGGCUUACAGAGCUUGCAGACUAUAGCAGCUUUCAUUACCUUUUGAAAUUUAAGAUUGUAACUCA